Molecule: messenger RNA, 423 nt
Organism: Dibothriocephalus latus
Lineage: Eukaryota; Metazoa; Platyhelminthes; Cestoda; Diphyllobothriidea; Diphyllobothriidae
Source: the annotation of a GenBank genome assembly
AUGAAUAAUACACCCUUUUCAGCUGCAGCCAGGAAUUCACGGCAAAUUAAAGUUUGUGAAGGGGACCUCUUUGAUGGCGUUGCUGGAUACGAGGCCAAACCCAGGGAAAAUGACCACAAAACGAAUGUGAAUGUAAAGUCGACUAUAAAUCGCAAUAAAGGGCCCUCAAAAUUAGAAGAAUCCUACACCAUCAGGCUGUCAGCCCUGCAGCCGAGGUCGCCUCCAAAUGAUGGUUAUGCUGCAAAAAAACUCUUCCGCUCACACGCCGUCUCCCCACCCACUUUGGCCUACAUCUUCUCCAACCCACCCACCUCUUCACCUGGUGCAGAUUCUGAAAAAGGCGAUACUUUACAACACUGCGAAAGCCCAAAUGAGGGCACGUCAAACACCGUUGAGGUUGUUGGGCUCAAGAAUGGCACAUGA